Ilex paraguariensis (yerba mate) is the source of this 549-nucleotide messenger RNA. The record is from the annotation of a GenBank genome assembly. NCBI's taxonomy places the organism in Eukaryota, Viridiplantae, Streptophyta, Magnoliopsida, Aquifoliales, Aquifoliaceae.
AUGGAGAUUUUCACCUUGAGGAAACUGUCUGCGUCUUGUGUUUUACUAACUCUUUGUAUUGUUCUGAGAGUUUUUUAUAACAUCUGGUGGAGACCCAAAAGCCUCGAAAAGCUUUUAAAGAAGCAAGGAAUCAGGGGCACUUCUUACAAGCUCUUUAAUGGCGGCAUGAGAGAGAGUCAGAGGUUGAUCAAAGAAGCAUGGUCCAAGCCCAUGAGUUUAAACCACCAGAUUGCACCUCGUGUCAACCCCUUCUUUCAUCAAAUGGUGCAGAAAUAUGGAAAAAUUAGUAUGAGUUGGAUUGAAACGCGACCCCGGCUGAUAAUCGCGGACCCAGAGCUGAUGGCACAGAUAUUAAAUGACAAGAAUGGUCAGUUCCAAAAGCCACCAUUGAACCCUCUUGUUGAUCUUCUAACGCUUGGAAUCAACACCUUGGAAGGAGAUAAAUGGGCCAAACGCAGAAGAUUGAUUGCUCCUGCAUUUUACCAUGAUAAAUUACAGGUUAAUCUUAUCAAAUCCAAUCAGUAUAUAUGUAUACUUGUUAAAAUGUAG